This is a messenger RNA of Gambusia affinis (western mosquitofish), 3823 nucleotides long. RefSeq names its product double C2-like domain-containing protein alpha. Bases 354 to 1685 code for a protein of 443 amino acids. NCBI's taxonomy places the organism in Eukaryota, Metazoa, Chordata, Actinopteri, Cyprinodontiformes, Poeciliidae. The transcript is spliced from 12 exons. The record is from RefSeq and is a predicted model, not a curated record.
CGGUCGCGGUACUCCAGGUUGCUGUAGUUGCCUUCGGGGAUCCCGUUGGUUCCGUAAAGAAGACCCCAACAACAGGCGGCGAUCACCGCUGUGCUGUCGCUGUCACCUUGGCAGAAUAAAAGAGAAAGGUAUAAGUACCUGGAUCUCCGGGGAAUCUCUGAUGGAAAGGGGCCGGUGACCUGGCCCGACCCCUACGGUGUGGCUGAGAGGGAUGAGGCCUACAGGAGCUUCAGUCUGUCUGGCUGGGGGGGAUCCUGUGGCCAUGAUGCUCCCAUGAAAGCACCGGAUGCCUUACUGGGAGCCGGUUCAGACUGGGAGGAGCUGAUGAACAAAGCUGCUUUCCAUGGAGCCCUAUGACCGUGCGGAAGGGAAACCGUUUGGGCAUCUCCAUCCAGGAGCACAUGGCCAUCAACGUCUGCCCGGGCCCCAUACGCCCCAUCCGUCAGAUCUCUGCCUACUUCCCCCGACUCUCGCCCACUUCCUCCGUCUCGGAGCCGCUCUCGCCCAACCAGCUGACGGCUCCGCUGAGCCCCGGCAGCGCGGGCCAAAGUGGAGGAGGAGCAGCGGGAGGAGGAGACGGAGAAGGAGGAGGCGGGGCGAGCAGGUGCCUUUUGUCUCCGCUGCUACCGGGAGCCGCAGGAGGAGGAGGGUCGCUGUCGGCCAUGAGCAGCAUGGACACCUCCAUCGAGAUCGACAGCUGCGACAGCGACGACAACACUUCCCUGGGGACGUUGGAGUUUGACCUUCUGUACGAGAAAGCCACCAGCUCCUUGCACUGCACAGUCCUCAGAGCAAAGGGUUUGAAGCCGAUGGAUUUCAACGGUUUGGCCGAUCCGUACGUCAAGCUGCAUCUGCUGCCCGGAGCCUGCAAGGCCAAUAAACUGAAAACAAAGAUUGUUCGAAACACACUCAACCCCGUGUGGAACGAGACGCUCACCUACUGCGGCAUCACCGAGGAAGACAUGUACCGCAAAACGCUCAGGGUGUCCGUUUGUGACGAAGACAAGCUGACACAUAACGAGUUCAUCGGGGAGUCGAGGGUGGCCCUGCGCCGCGUGAAGCCUGACCAGACCAAACACUUCAACAUCUGUCUGGAGCAUCCGCCUCCUCUGCCCUCGCCGACGGCGAUGAGCACAGCCCUGAGAGGAAUCUCCUGCUACCUCAGAGAGUGGGAGAUGGAGCAGCAGAGAAGUCUGGAGGAAAGGGGCCGUUUGCUGCUCUGCCUCCAGUUCCUGCCCCCAAACGGUGACGGCGACUUGAAGGGCGAGGCCAAGGAGAGAGCUCGGGGUGGGCUCUGCGUGGGCGUCAAGCGCUGCGCCCACCUGGCAGCCAUGGACGUCAACGGCUUCUCCGACCCCUACGUCAAAACGUACCUGAAGCCAGAUGUUCAGAAGAAAUCCAAACACAAAACAGCCGUCAUAAAAAAGACUCUCAACCCAGAGUUUAACGAGGAGUUCUUCUAUGAAAUCUCCUUCACAGAGUUAGCUUCUAAGACACUAGAAGUCACAGUCUGGGACUACGACCUGGGAAAGUCCAAUGACUUCAUAGGGGGCGUUUCCUUCGGCUGCCACUCGCAGGGCGACGCUCUGCAGCACUGGAUCGACUGUCUGAAGAACAAGGGCCAGAAAGUGGAGCGCUGGCACACUCUGACCAACGAGCUGCCCGGCUCCACGGUGCAGGAAUGAAACCGGGACGAUUCGCCGCACGCGCUGAGCACUUCCUGCAUGACUGGGAUGGAUUCAUUUCCCGCUGACUUUCUACCAGGACUGAAAGAAGCAGUAAUCUAAUGUUUGAGCUAGAUGGAUGUAAUUUAAAGGUGACCUAUUAUGCUUCCUUCAUCGGGUGAGGAUAGGUUGGUGGUCUACACAAAACAUGUUCACCACAUUUUUUGCACAAAAUUAGAUUUUUAAUGAGUUCAGAAAUAGUUGUUUCAGGCCCUACGGUCACUUUAAAUCCAUCCCCCCACUUAACGUUUACACUCACAAGUGAAAACGGCUGCAAACAGACACACAACUAUAUAACCGUACCUCUUUGAAAAGCAUUAGUAGAGCCUCCUGCACAACCAACAAGAAUGGUAAGUCUCGAUGGUAAGAAACACUCGCCUUUUCCAGCUACCAUUAUAUAGCAGUAAAACCUGCGGGAGCUUUGCUUUGGUUGCUAGGUGACAGGCAGAGUUCCGCUGGGGUUGCUAGGUAACGGCUCAGUGGCCAUAGACGUUGCCUAAAAAGAGCUGGAUGUCUUUUUUUAAAUCGCUUAGGUUGUUUUAAGAAGCACUUAAGAUCCAAAUGGGAGAACAAAAACACAAAAUAUUAUUCCAAUUAUAUUAGAAAACUAACUUACAAGAGCUUGUUUUCAGUAAUUAAUUCCUUAAUACUGAUGGAAAGUACUAAUUCCACUCACAGAUUAUUUAACUUAGAACAGGGAAAAUGUUUCAUUAUAAGUAAAAUAAUUUACCAGUGGAACAAAAACCUUUUAAAUUAAAAAUAAGCUCCUAUUUUUCACUAAAAAGUUGCUUGUAAAUUAGUUUUACUAGUACUUUUUUAAAAUCAAUAUUAAGAAAUUAUUGACUUAAAACAAACUCCUAUAUCUUGCUGAAGGGUUAAUUGUUAGUUAGUUUUGCCUUAUUUCAAGUAUACUAAGAUAUUUGCACUACAAAAUAUCAAUCAAGUUUAUAUGUAUAGGACAUUUCAGCAACAUGGCAGUUCAAAGUGUUUUACAUUGUGAAGACAUUAAACAAAACAUUAAAAACACAACAUAUGGUCAACAGUUGUGAAAACCAAGAACAGACAUCGAAUAUGUUGGUUAAUUUUCCAUUUAUUAUGGUUCAAAAUCAACUCUAACAGGUGGAUAUUUAGUCUGGACCAAAAAUACUUGGUAAGAUUUUGUGUUUUUGCCGUGUGGAAGUAUAAAAACGUGCAAAAAAUGAAUUUUGCAUAAUAGGUCCCCUUAAAAAACAUUCACAGGGGUUCAUGUCUGGAGAAUCUAAAGGCAUCGAUUUGAUCUGAUUUAACGAGAAAUCCUGCAUGUAGUGUGUGUGAGAUGAGGGAGGGAGUUUUAAUUAUCCUGCAGUUUGACUUCCAGCCAGCUUUGCUUGCUUUUAUUAAAUCCUGUCAGUUAUUUCCAUUAACUCCUGACAUUAAAUCUUGAAGUCCCUGGCAAUAACUUUCUUUUCUUCCCUGAUGCUUCCAGAGAUUUCCAAGUGGUCUUAAUCCUGCCGGACGUUCCCCAACUAUUGAUCUGCCCGUCACUGGGCCCAGGCUGAUGGGAUAAUUGGCUCUUUUAAUGUUGAUGGUUCGUGUGAGUCGUUUGCAUGUUUGAUGUUGAUGGAGUAAGAGAAGAGUUUUACUCUAACUCGCAUUUCGACGUCUGUAACAGUUGUUCGAUGUGUCAGCUCUGAUAUUUCUGUGUCGAUGCUUUGUUUAUAUAUAAAUAAAGCAGAUGGCGGCGGUUUAAUUAAUAAAUGACUCUAUCAGCCUGUUUGUAUAACACAAAUCAGUGAUGAAUUGUUUUAAAAACAACUGUGUUGUGUGGUACCUCUGUAUUUUACCAAACUGCAGGUUUUAUCUGUGGUGAAUCAGGCUAAUGCUGACAAUAAUAAUAAUAAAUAAUAAUAAUAAUAAUAAUAAUAAUAAUGGUGUUUAUAUGUAAAUACUUUUGGUGUUUUAACUGUUUUGAAUAUUUGUUAUUUUGGAAAGUGGGCAUGGUUGUUGUUUGCUUCUUUAUAAAGCAUUUAUUUAUAUAUAACUGGUUGCAAAGUGGCCUCUGUGAACCUCUGCUGUUUAUGCACAGCCCAGCGGCAACUCAAUAAAGCUCAAUACUGCCA